Diuraphis noxia (Russian wheat aphid) is the source of this 310-nucleotide messenger RNA. RefSeq names its product paired mesoderm homeobox protein 1-like. Gene Ontology annotation, biological process: regulation of transcription by RNA polymerase II. NCBI's taxonomy places the organism in Eukaryota, Metazoa, Arthropoda, Insecta, Hemiptera, Aphididae. Gene Ontology annotation, molecular function: RNA polymerase II cis-regulatory region sequence-specific DNA binding; DNA-binding transcription factor activity, RNA polymerase II-specific. Gene Ontology annotation, cellular component: nucleus. The record is from RefSeq and is a predicted model, not a curated record.
AUGUAUCAUGUUUGGUUUCAAAAUCGGAGGGCGAAAUUCAGACGGAACGAGAGAAGUAGUCUGUCGAGGAACAACCCCACACUAACGACCAUCACGCCUGGUUGCAAGUCUCCGAAUGUUGAACAACCCCUUUUACCCAGGUCGAAUACGAACGUCGUUCACCCAGAACCUCCGUUUACAGCUGGCUCCAGUUUUGGCGGUCUCUUGGAGUACUCUGCAGCGUGGAAAUCGAACGGAUUAUCACAGUGUGGAAUGUUUCAACACUCAUCAAGUUACCCAACUUUCUUACCUGCAGCAGUCUCUACUACAG